Plasmodium knowlesi strain H is the source of this 3531-nucleotide messenger RNA. RefSeq names its product conserved Plasmodium protein, unknown function. The record is from RefSeq and is a predicted model, not a curated record. The transcript has 3 exons. NCBI's taxonomy places the organism in Eukaryota, Apicomplexa, Aconoidasida, Haemosporida, Plasmodiidae. The coding region runs from base 1 to 3531 and encodes 1176 amino acids.
AUGGCGAAAUCUACAGAUUCUAAGAACUUAUUUUUGUUGAAUUCAAUUCAUUCGUUAAUUUUACUGAUCUUUAUGGAAAUUUUUUUCUUCCUUUUGGAUGGAAUAAACACUUUUGAGGUUAUAACCAUCGAAGAGAGGAUAUCUCAAAUGAUAUGGUGCUUCUUCUUUGUCGUGCAAAUUGGAAUCUUAAAAGUAGCGGAAGUGUUUUCCAAAAAUGCAAAUGGGAAAGAGAUUGUUUCUGUGCAUUAUCUCUUCAUUAUAUAUGUUUUUUUGUUUCCACUUUCGUCUUCCCUUUUGCUUACGUCCGCUUUGUCUUGGUCGAAGACAGUUUAUUUCAUCUGUAUUUUGAGCCUGUCUACAUCAGUUAAAAUAAAAGGCCUAUUACUUAUUUGCACAGUUACGUUAAUCACAGGAUUCGUGCGCUUUUACAAUGACAUGCCAACGUUCCACAUCGCCCUGUGUUUUACCUUGCUUCUGCUUCUACAUAUUGUAGUAUGUUUCAUCGUCCACCUUGAGCUGUACACCCUCGCUAGGGAAAUAGCAUACAUUAAGAAGAAACCCCUGCGUGCUCUGGACUCUGUGGAUCCCUAUUUCCAGGAGCUCGAGAAGAAGGCCAUCUUAAUAAGGAAUAAUUUGAUAUACUGCCAGCAGAAUAAUAUCAGCGUAGAUAUACUAGGGAACAACCCGUUCGAGUACGAGGAGAACGAAGGAAUAAAAAAGAUCAAAACCAUAAACCAAAGUAAGAUAAGGCUGGAUCCGUAUGGUGACGACCUGACCAGUGUGAAAUGCGAGGCUCCCCUGGACGUGAGCGACGUCAACUGCUCCAGCGUUAACAACUUUGACAUUGGGGGAGAGAAGCAGAACCUGCAGAAUGAAAGUGCUUCCUCGUUUCAAAGGGAGGAAUCCUUAUCGGUGGGACACAAAUCUAGGGAUGAGACAAGGGUCGGCAAAGUGAAGGGCAGAAGAAAAGUGCAUGCAUUGGAGGAGUCCAUGCAGGUGAACAACCGAGGGGGAGAGCAAAGCGCAAUAGCUGAUAUUCACAGACCAAAUCGAACAAGAAGUGACGGCAAAAAUUAUCACCUGAUAAAUGACUUACCCCAGGUGAAGCAUCUAGCCUCAAAAAGGCACCGAAGUGGAAUCUCAAAGAAAAACCUAUCCAAUUUGAAUAGCUUAAACGGAAGAACAUUUGGAGACAAACUGGAAAUAUCACAGCCUCAAUAUUAUGAAGAGACGUACAAAAAGGAGAUGGUUCAGAGGCACUUCAGCUUGCUGCGAAGUGGACUAGGGAGAUUUAAUAGGAGAAGAAAUAUUAUACUCUCCGAAGAGUUGAAAAAAAAUAUUACGUACAUAUAUUUUGACCGAGAUGGGAAGGUUAAGCGAUCCCAAAUUAUUCCCGUGUACGUGCUGGAGAGGCACAACUUGAGUAACAUCUCGUGUUACCUGAGGAGCAACCACACGCCAACCAGAAAUGGGAACCAGUAUAAGAUGCUCACUCGAUUGAAGGAAUACUCGGGGCUGAAAAUGGGGGUCCCAUACCAGGGGUCGCCCCACAUGAAUUCGUUGGGGGGAUUACGCAACGGGAGGAACAAAGGGCGUGACACUCAAACAGCCACCCCGACCCGCAGCCAUAGCAGUGUCUUUCUCGCUGAUAGUAACGAAAAUAGGCACGAGAAAGACAAACUUCAUGUUUUCAACUCCGAUGAGCUGAGAACAGAGGAGAAGAGGAAAGCCUCUAAUAACAACCAUGGAUCGUCCUGCGCAUCGGUUGGAGAGUGCAGAAGAAGGGGAGAUCAAAGUGAAGUGACGAACCAAGGCCCAAAGAGUACUAGGAUGUUUUACCUUAUCCCAUCACCUAAGGAAGAGGAAGAAGAUGGAACGAAAGGGAACAAAGACCCAAAUUGUAAGGCGAAGAAAAAGGGGAACUACCUUUUUCACUCCCAAUCUACUAGUAGCGACCAUGAUGGGAGUGCGACCUCUGUGAAGAGUAAAUCCCUAUUUCAUGUAAAUACAUCGAUAGAAAAAGACAAAUAUAUUAUCCAACUGCAGGAUUCAAGUGAUGAUAACCUGUCCACUUCGAAUAACGUAUUAUACGUCGACGAUGUUGUGGAUGGCUCCUCCGGCACGGAGAUGGGGGAGGAUAGCGGAGAUGGCACUGCCAAUUGUGGCACAUCUUCUGAUGAGAGCGUCUAUGCGGGAUGGAGGAACAGGCGUGACGGGAGAGGCAAGUAUGGCGACGCAGUAUGUUUGGUUAGCGCGAUCGGGGAGAGACAUCGAGAGGCUUCCCCCCCAUCGGAACGACCAAACGGCGAGCAGAAAAUUGAGCGGAAAAGAAGCAACUGCUAUUAUGGGACAAAAUUUUCACUGAAAAAAAAGAAGAUGAAGAAAAAUGAAAGUCACUCCGAGGUUGCAUCUCGAAAGGAAUUCCUCCUCCAAUUUUACGAUGUCAUUUCGACGGGUGGUACGAACGAAUUAUACGGGGUGAAUAAGAAGAGGUGUCACCAUUGGAAAGGGCUUCUCUCUUUUGUGAAUAUAAUGGGAAAUUUUUUCAAGGGGGCAAAAUUGGGGGUUACAAAGUGGGGGUAUUUCUCAUCCCGUUCAAAAGGGGGGAAAUACUGGACGCAAUAUAACAAGACCUUUUCCACGGCAGAGUGGAGACAAAACAUUAGGGACAGCGAGCUGGAGUACAUAUUGAAAUAUAAAAACUUCACCAAGUGGUACAGACAUUGGGUGAGCAGCGUCCUGUUCCAUUACUACAAGAAUACCCAGUUUUUUGCCCUUCUGUUAUUGCUGCUAAACGUGUUGACAGUUCUUCUACAGAUGAUGUUGUUUUCCAUGCUGAUCAGAGUUGAUAAUGCUGGGUUAAAGUCGCCAAACCCGUUUUACAAUGACAAACCACUGUUCAUGGGGACGAAGUUUAGCAUAAACAAUACAAUGGAUGACAACAUUUUUUAUCGACUCCUUUCGAUUAGAAUACCAAUGCAGAUUGCGUUAAAUGUCCUCCUAAUAUUACCAUCCUUUGUUGUAAAGAAUUACAGACAUGUUAAUUGGCUCAACAUUUGCUCCACUUUGAACUGCCUCGUUAAUAUUAUCUUCGGGACAUUGGACAUUUCGUACUCAGUGAACAAUCGUUUGUACAACAUAGAGGAGCUCCAUCCAGUUUUAAACUACUACAACAUAUUUGAUCUCUUUCUGGUUGGGAAACUAACAAUGAGCAUUUUCCUAAUCCCCUUUGUCACAAAUUUUAAUGGCUCCAAGACGAAUGCUCUGGUUACUUUCAGCUGCUUCUGCUACAUUGGUACAUUCUACGGCGCCUUCAAUCCUUCUUCCUUUUCCAUCAAGCUCAUGUACAUCACCAAUUUUGUGAUCCUCAUCGCGACGGCUGCGUCGACUGUCCAUUAUUCCAGGCUGAUCGCCAAAUCACGCAAGAUGCUCUUCGUCAAGUACGUGCUGCCCUACUUCAUAUACCUCACCUUCCUGAGCACUGACCCGAAUAUCCAGAUGGAGAUAAAGGAAAAGCGACGCGGAGGGUAG